Molecule: messenger RNA, 1111 nt
Organism: Oncorhynchus gorbuscha (pink salmon)
Lineage: Eukaryota; Metazoa; Chordata; Actinopteri; Salmoniformes; Salmonidae
Product: serine protease HTRA3-like
Exons: 10
Coding region: 122-1111 (329 amino acids)
Biological process (GO): proteolysis
Molecular function (GO): serine-type endopeptidase activity; protein binding
Source: RefSeq, a predicted model, not a curated record
GUGUAGAGGUGUUGUUUCUCUGUUGACAGGAUGGGUUCUUGUUGCCAGUAUAGGUUCUGCUCCUGGCCAUCCCAACAGCCCCAGAUACAAGUUCAACUUCAUAGCUGACGUGGUGGAAAAGAUGGCUCCUGCUGUGGUUCACAUAGAGCUCUUCCUCAGACAUCCUCUGUUCGGUCGUCAUGUCCCUCUGUCUAGUGGUUCUGGGUUCAUCAUCAGCCACUCCGGACUCAUCGUAACCAACGCUCACGUGGUAACCGCUGCUGCCACGGUAACGGGCCGACCGCAGCUCCGCGUGCAGCUCCAUGACGGGGGAGCGUACGAGGCCACGGUCCGGGACAUCGACAGGAAGUCGGAUAUCGCCACCAUCAAAGUCAACCCUCAGAAGAAGCUUCCUGUUCUGUCUCUGGGUCGGUCAUCUGAUCUGAGACCAGGGGAGUUUGUGGUUGCCAUCGGCAGCCCCUUCGCCCUCCAGAAUACCGUUACCACGGGGAUUGUGAGCACGGCCCAGAGAGAUGGGAAGGAGCUGGGCAUCAGAGACUCAGACAUAGACUACAUUCAGACUGACGCUAUCAUCAAUUAUGGUAACUCAGGAGGACCUCUGGUUAACUUGGACGGGGAGGUGAUAGGUAUCAAUACCCUCAAGGUGACAGCAGGAAUCUCCUUCGCCAUUCCUUCAGACCGGAUCAGACGCUUUCUCACUGAGUCACAGCACAACAAACACAGUGCAGGUAACCACAGAAUGCUGAGUGGUCAUUACCGUAUUCCAGAACCCCAGUCAGAUGCAGUAACGACAGGAGUGAAGAAGAAGCGUCUGAUUGGCAUUAAGAUGCUCACUGUUACAGAUGGUCUCGUGGAGGAGAUGAAGAGGCAGAAUCCUGACUUCCCUGAUGAUGUCACCAGUGGAGUGUUGGUCCAUCGGGUUAUACCUGAGUCCCCUGCGGACAGGGGCGGGAUAGAGGCCGGUGACGUGAUCCUCAAGCUGAACGGCCGCCCACUCAGGACCACCGACGAGCUGCAGGGGGCGUUGCUGGCGUGGGCCCCUCCUCCUGGAGGUUCGUGCGGCUACGACGAGCUGCUUUUCCACAUAGAGCCCCACGUCGUCAUGCAGUGA